This is a messenger RNA of Lachancea thermotolerans CBS 6340, 1260 nucleotides long. RefSeq names its product Yrb30p (gene YRB30). Lineage: Eukaryota; Fungi; Ascomycota; Saccharomycetes; Saccharomycetales; Saccharomycetaceae. Gene Ontology annotation, cellular component: nucleus; cytoplasm. The transcript has a single exon. The record is from RefSeq and is a predicted model, not a curated record. Gene Ontology annotation, molecular function: GTPase regulator activity. Bases 1 to 1260 code for a protein of 419 amino acids.
AUGGACGAAAUAUUAGCAAAGGCAGGAAGCCAGGCGGUUACGUUCGCAAUAAGAUCAGGCAUCUCGAUCGCGUCAAGCUAUGCCAUCAAGACUGUGGCUACUUUUGUCACGAAAAUACCCGAAGCAGAUGCAUCGAGGAUCCAAAAGCUGAGGCACAAGCUAGAGACACGCAUGGAGAUUGUAUCAUCCGCCAUAGACCUCAUUAAGCUAGUUGCUGCGAAGGGUAAUACCAACCUGGGGAGCACUUUGAGAUUAACCAGGGAUUUGAAAGAAGAAAUAGACCAAUUUGACUACAAAAUUUCUGAGAUCACCAAUAACUUCCAAGCAAAAAAAAACCAAAGAGACUCUAUUGCAGCGGUUGAGACUUACAUUGCGGAUCUGCUGUCUAGGAUUGAAGAAGUCAUUCCAUUGAUCAACCUGUCUUUGACUACAUCAGGUGCAAAGUUAAGCACCGCGCUUCCACAGUAUGUCUCACCUGGGCGGUUUCUCCAAGCUUCAAAUCAUAUCAUUGAAAACAACAAGGACUCAAAACAGACAAAGCAGUCUCAAGUAGGACCGACCUUCGAGCUCACUAUGUUUUCCAUUUUCUAUAACGUGGCGUCGCCUGAGGCUAGUUCGCGUGUUACCUGGAAAGAGGAUAUGAGAAAGGCUAUGUUUACCAUAUGGAGGAAGCCCAAAGCUGACCGCGAAUAUGAUUACUUGAUAAAGAUUAAAGAGAGCUUCGAUGACGGGCGGUACCACGACACUCAAGAGGAAACUCCAAAACUCAUAGAACUCGAUAUCUGGCAGAUAACAAAACUGUUUUUUACAGCUUCUGGAAAGCUCCUAAAGCUUGAAGAGCGCAACUCCCCAGUCCUUGUCUUAAAGGUUGAUAAGGAUUUAAAGAGCCCGCUUGCAACGGAUCAUGGGACGUCCACCGAGAACAUAGAAUGGAUGGCUUUUGGCGAAUGUGAUUACAAUGAUGACGCGGAUGAAAGCGAUGACUCCACCGCUGAAGAAGAAGAUGAUGAUGACAACACCGAUGCGAAGUAUAGCGAGGCUACAGAGGAUCCGUUAUCAAUAAGCCAAUCGAUUUCUCUGCUAGAGUACAUCAUCCGAUUAGCGUCGUUACAGUGCAACGACCAACAAAGCAUCUUGCAGGUACAUGAUGAAAGGUUGUCACUAUACCUCAAUGAUGAAAAUCCAAACUCCAUCAAAGCUAAACGAUACAAUCUGGACCAAGUAACGAAAAAGUUGAAAAAGAUUGACUUGGAGGAGUGA